AUGUCACGCAUCCCCGAGUUCCAGGCCGCAAGGCCCAUCGGAAAACAGCCCUGGCCCUGGUACAGGGGCGAAGGCGGCGGCCACGUCUACCCACCGGAGGAGGCGGGCGCCAACUACGACGGCCCAACCCGCGUUGUGUGGAACCAGCUGGCCGCCACCGGAGAGUACUUUGCAAUCAAGAGCCUAUCAAAAGAUUUCCUGGAGGGCGAGAGCGGCACCGUGCUCGCCAUGCUGGAGGCUGAGGUGGACGCCCACCGCCGGAUCUCUACCCCCGCCGUGCCGGCCCUGCGCGACGUCGUUCAUGAUGACGAGACCGGCCAAGUGCACCUCGUUUUCGACUACGGCGGCGCUCCCAUCUUUGACGUCAUUGACAGGUCCUGCACGCAAGAGGGCGCGGCGCACAACACGGCCGUGGCGGCUCACGCGACGGCGACGCUGCUGCUCGCGCUGCACCACCUGCACGAGGCUGGCUACUCGUACAACGACAUGAAGCCCCAGCAGCUGCUGUGGGCCGCCUCGCUCAAGGCGCGUGAUUUUCCCGUGAAGCUGACAGACUUUGGAGCAGUGACCAAGAUCGGCUCCGGCGAGCUCUUGGCUACCUCCUGCAGCUACAUGCCGCCCGAGGCGCACGCCACCGUGGUCAGCGGCGCCGACGCCCGCGGCCCCGGCGGCCUCGGCUCCACCCUCGGCCCCGCGUUCGACGUCUGGGGCGCCGUGCUGAGCAUCGCCACCAUCGCCCUGGACGGCUUCAACCCGUUUGAGGCGCCGUUCUACGUGAAGAUGGACAACCCCGAGCCCUAUCCACGCGUCCCCGGCGGCAGCUGGGACCCCUAUGAUGCCCAGGUGGUGCUGGAGCAGCCAACUGCCUAUGAGGACGCCCCCGCCUGGGACUACCUUGAUCCCGACCUGCAGGACUUCAUUCGGGCCGGCCUCCACCCGAACCCUGAGGAGAGGCCCACCAUCAGCCAGCUCAUGGACACGGCAUGGGGCCGCCGCUGCCUGGCGCCCCUGAUCGCGCCCGCCGUCGGCGAGGACGACGAGGGGUGCGGCGUGCAGCCGGGCGAGCAGUCCUUUGAGGAGCAGCCAGCGGCGGCGCCGCCGCUGCCGAGGCUGGAUGAUGAGCAGGACAAUGCUGAGGGUGAGGGUGAGGGCGAGGGUGGCGCCACCGCCGCCGCCGCCGCCGCCGCCGCCGCCGCCGCCACCGCCUCGGGCGAGGAGUCUGGGGCCUGCGCGCCGUCCACGCAGCUCGGCAGCGGCCCCGCCCAGCUGCCGGCGCCGCGCCAGAGCGAGCGCCUGGGGGAGCAGGUGGCGGAGACCUGCGCCCCGCUUAGCCCCAGCCUGUCCGCCGGCCUGUCUGCCGCGGACGGCGACGCCGCCGCCAUCAUCAGCCUGCUGACCGCUGAGAUCCAGUUGGUGCGGUCUGAGCGCGACGACGCACGCCAGCAGCUGCUCGACGAGCGGCUGGAGGCCCGCGCGUGCAUGGAGCGGCUGGAGUCGCGCAUGGGCGAGAUGGGGCAGCAGCUCAAGGCGCUGACAGAACAGCUGCUUGCGCUGCAGGCCGGCAAGGGGCAGCAGGGGCUGUCCCGCCUGCAGUCCGGCGCUGGGGCCGGCAGCCAGGCGUCUGAUGCGGCCACCCCCUCGCUCGACGCCGGCUCCCGCGGCGCGCACCUCAGCAGCGGCAGUGGCAGCAGCGGCCGCAGCGGCCGCGGCCGCGGCCGCAGCAGCAGCAACUGCGGCUGCGCAGGCGCUGCUGACGCGCCCAAGAGCAGCAGCAAGGGCGCCGGCGCGCGCGUCUUCAAGGAAAUGUGGGGGGAUAUGAAGGCGGCGGGGCGGGUUGUGGCUGGCUGGUUUGAGGAGGCGCUGAUGGGGGUGCAGUCGAAGAGCAAGGGGCGCGGCUGCGCGGGCGAUGCGGCCGCAGCCCCGGCGGGCCCCCAGAAGCGGCGCUUUCUGGGCAUGCGCUCAGUGAUGGCCCUUGUCUGA
Messenger RNA from Monoraphidium neglectum, 1980 nucleotides. RefSeq lists its product as hypothetical. The transcript has 4 exons. The record is from RefSeq and is a predicted model, not a curated record. Gene Ontology annotation, cellular component: cytoplasm; nucleus. NCBI's taxonomy places the organism in Eukaryota, Viridiplantae, Chlorophyta, Chlorophyceae, Sphaeropleales, Selenastraceae. The coding region runs from base 1 to 1980 and encodes 659 amino acids. Gene Ontology annotation, biological process: intracellular signal transduction; peptidyl-serine phosphorylation; protein autophosphorylation. Gene Ontology annotation, molecular function: calmodulin binding; ATP binding; calcium-dependent protein serine/threonine kinase activity.